AUGGUUAACAUUGCUAAUAGUGAAAAUCUUGCUGAAGAGGAGAAGACAUCUUUUGGACAUGGUGAGGGAGUUAGAAAGGCUGAAGGAGUAUUCGACGGUGGGUGUGGUGCCGAAAGAGGAUCUAGUUGUGGGCUUCAAGGAGUAAAAAGGUUAAAUUUGGGGAUGGGGGUUGGUAUGGGAGGUCCGGGAAUGAGGUUUGGGUUCGGGGUAGGAAUGGGGACUGGUACUGGUAUUGGUAGUACUGGUACUGGUACUGGUACUAGUAUUGUUACUACUGGUGGUACUGGUACUGGGGCCGCAAAUAUAGGGACUGGAACUGGGGAUGGGGUCAUAAAUGAGACUAUAAGUGUAGGGACAAUGGAUGCAAAUGAUACUGUGAAUGCAAAUACAGAAACUGAGAUUGGAAUCUAA
Molecule: messenger RNA, 411 nt
Organism: Lactuca virosa
Lineage: Eukaryota; Viridiplantae; Streptophyta; Magnoliopsida; Asterales; Asteraceae
Source: the annotation of a GenBank genome assembly